This is a messenger RNA of Erigeron canadensis, 1362 nucleotides long. Its product is annotated as p21-activated protein kinase-interacting protein 1-like. The record is from RefSeq and is a predicted model, not a curated record. Bases 77 to 1090 code for a protein of 337 amino acids. NCBI's taxonomy places the organism in Eukaryota, Viridiplantae, Streptophyta, Magnoliopsida, Asterales, Asteraceae. Gene Ontology annotation, molecular function: protein binding. The transcript is spliced from 3 exons.
UUAAACCCUAAAAAACAUCUCUACCUCUAUACCAAGGUUUACACCCACCAGCAAACAACCUUAAACCCCCCAAAAAAUGAGCAUAGUAGCAGGAUCAUACGAACGUUUCAUCUGGGGUUUCAAGCUCAAAACUUUAAAACAUUCAACAGAAUCCUUAACCCUAUCUCCCCUCUUCACUUUCCCAUCACACACUUCCCCAAUCAAAUCCGUCGCCGUUUCCGGCACCGUCGCCGUCUCCGGCGGUUCAGACGACACAAUCAAAAUCUACGACCUCACAACCUCAACAGAAAUCGGUUCUUUAACUGACCCAACAUCAACUGUCACCACUCUUUGUCUUUACACCCCACAAACCUCCCCUGCAUUCCCUCGUAACCUGUUUUCGGGUUUCGAUGAUGGGAACGUGUCGUUUUACGAUGCCGACCCGUUUGUGUUGUUGAAAAGUGUAAAGGUUCAUAAGAAAGGGGUGAAUGAUUUGUGUGUGCAUCCAAGUGGGAAACUUGCGUUGACCGUUGGAAGGGAUUCGUGUUUGGGAAUGGUGAAUUUGGUUAGAGGGAGAAGGAGUUUUUUUUGUAGGAUGGAAAAAGAAGGGAAUUUAGUUGAGUAUGAUUGUAUUGGGGGUGAAAAGUUUUUUAUGGGUAUGGAUGAAAAGGUUUCGGUUCAUGAAUCCGAAAAUGCCAAAUUGAUCGUUGAGUUGCCGACCAAAAAGAAAGUUCUUUGUAUUGCUCCUGGCAUGAAUGGACUUCUUUACACCGGUGGAGAGGAUAGGAAUCUCACAGCAUGGGAUACAGACAGCGGGAAGGUUGCAUAUUCCAUUGAGGAUGCACAUUCAGCUCGUUUAAAAGGAAUAGUAGUGCUUUCUAAGAUUGAGGGUACAGAUGAAGGUGAACCAUUUUUAGUGGCAUCUGCUUCUUCAGAUGGUAUUAUACGUGUUUGGGAUGUUCGCAUGGCCACCAAGGAUAAACCAACACCACUAGCUGAAGUCAAUACCAAGUCUAGGCUCACUUGUCUUGCUGGGUCUUCUGUUAAAUCUUUAAAGAAGCGUUUUGGUGGCUCCGGUAAUUCAAGUAAAGAGCAGGAUGAAGCUGCUUAAGGAUUUCAUUAUAUGUAGCCAUUCGAAAAACAACAUAGUACCUAGAAGUUUUCUAAUGUGUAAGUUUGUGGAAUCAUGGUGUAAUGCCUCCACUGGAAAAAAAUGUCUACCAAAAAUAUGUUAUGUUAGCAUAUAUUUUGAGUUUUUUUUUUUUUUUGUCAUGUUACCUGUUAUUCUUUUCUAUAAGAAAUGGAGUUACUUACAUGAACGGUCGAUGUAUUUUGUAGCAGGUUACAACAUUUGCUCUUAUUUUCUUUCAAACUUAAACGAAC